Messenger RNA from Salarias fasciatus (jewelled blenny), 1931 nucleotides. Its product is annotated as T-box transcription factor TBX3-like. Bases 1 to 1599 code for a protein of 532 amino acids. The transcript has 7 exons. Gene Ontology annotation, cellular component: nucleus; chromatin. Gene Ontology annotation, molecular function: RNA polymerase II cis-regulatory region sequence-specific DNA binding; DNA-binding transcription factor activity, RNA polymerase II-specific. NCBI's taxonomy places the organism in Eukaryota, Metazoa, Chordata, Actinopteri, Blenniiformes, Blenniidae. Gene Ontology annotation, biological process: regulation of transcription by RNA polymerase II; positive regulation of DNA-templated transcription; cell fate specification. The record is from RefSeq and is a predicted model, not a curated record.
AUGCGCAGCUUUUCUAAACUGUGCGUCCCAGGCGAAGUGCCACGGACCUUUCCGGUGAGAGUCACGGAUGCGGCCCUUCACGGGACUCUCCUGGCCGGUCCCUCUCUGUUCCCGGUGAUCCCCGUGUCCUCCAGAGGACCCUCGGAUUCCAGCGCCGAGCCGCCGGAGCAGUCUGCGAUGUUCUGUCGGCCUCUCGAAACCAUGGAAAGCGCGGAGACGACAGAGGAUGAACCCAAAGUUUAUCUGGAAGCCAGCGAUCUCUGGAGACAGUUCCACAAAUGCGGCACAGAAAUGGUCAUCACAAAAUCUGGGAGGCGCAUGUUUCCCCCGCUCAAGGCCCGGUGUAGCGGGAUGGACAGAAAAGCCAAGUACAUCCUCCUGAUGGACAUCGUGGCGGCGGAUGACUGCAGAUAUAAAUUUCAUAACUCGCGCUGGAUGGUGGCGGGGAAGGCGGAUCCGGAGAUGCCCAAGCGCAUGUACAUCCAUCCCGACAGUCCAGCCACGGGCGAGCAGUGGAUGUCCAAAGUGGUCAACUUCCACAAGCUGAAACUGACCAACAACAUAUCCGACAAGCACGGAUUCACAAUUCUCAACUCAAUGCACAAAUACCAACCCAGGUUUCACGUCGUGAAGGCAAAUGACAUCCUGAAGCUUCCCUACAGCACUUUCAGGACCUAUAUCUUCCCCGAGACAGAGUUCAUUGCAGUGACAGCUUAUCAAAACGACAAGAUCACACAGCUGAAAAUAGACAAUAAUCCCUUUGCAAAGGGGUUUCGGGACACUGGUAAUGGACGGAGAGAAAAGAGGAAACUGCAACACUUGUCGCCGAAGUCUAAAGAGAUGCGGAUGACUGAAGUGAAUCAUGAAUAUAUUACAGUUUCUUCUCCACAAUAUUCAGAAAAUUCCAAGUCUUCAGAUGCCCAUGAAAGUGACAGCGACAGAGACGAAAAUGUCAAGGAUGAUUCUGAAAAAACCCACAAGGAAACAGAAGCGGUGUCAGAAAGGACUGUUCAGACUCCAGCGGCGGCACGGAGAGAAACGGACCCUAAAGAGAAUCGUGUCGUCGGCGUAUCGACGGAGCGGCCGGGCCGAGAGUCAGAUGAUGAACAACUGUGCAAACUACGCAACGCUUUUCCACGCAGCUGCCUUUAUUCCCUGGAGUCGGAUGUGAAUAUCCGAUACCUUCACCCGGCUCAGGUGAACGGCUGGUAUGACACAGCGGGGCCGUGUGGGCUGGGAGUGGGGGGCCCCACCAGAAUGCCGGCCCCCAUCAGCCUUCAGCGUCACGCUGUGGUCCAGGACUUGAUGAGCCUCUCUCACUUCGGAGCUUUCCUGUUUUAUCCAUACUCCAGCGUCUCUGCGGGAUCAGCCCACUACCUCAUCCCACCGGCACGGUCCAGAGUGGACUUUAGAGGCUGUCCAAGAAUCCACAGCCUGGAUUACUUCCCCUCUCCAGUAGUACCGACACCGGUUUCCUCUGUGGCGGGUGUCGGUUUCAAAUAUCUGACCCCAGAACUGGUAAUGCCUCCAGAGACAGAGCAGACAAGCCCAGAGGAGGAGACUGGACUGAGCCAGGCCAGGAAAAGUACUGAGUUCUGACCGGCUGCCGCAUACCUGCAUGCUGUCUGCUGACACUGAAUUCACUCCAAACUGAACCUUCAGUCAUGCAGGAUCUCAUACUUGCUGUUGCAAACAUGGCUCAAAACUGACAGCAUGACCUUUUAUCAAUUUCAUGACAAACAUCUGGAUUUUGUGUUGACAUUAGAUGGUGCAGAGUGGAUCUUAUGGCAGCUGUAGAUUCAGAAACUGCUUACUUGUUGGUUGUAUUUUCCGUUAAGUUGACAGAUUUCUUUAAAUGAAGUUUACCAGAAUGAAGCCAGUAUAAAAACAAAUACCUCAUUAACAAACUGUUAACAUUGUAAUGAUGCAGU